Rhodamnia argentea is the source of this 1579-nucleotide messenger RNA. RefSeq names its product beta-amyrin 28-monooxygenase-like. Gene Ontology annotation, biological process: sterol metabolic process. Gene Ontology annotation, molecular function: heme binding; iron ion binding; monooxygenase activity. NCBI's taxonomy places the organism in Eukaryota, Viridiplantae, Streptophyta, Magnoliopsida, Myrtales, Myrtaceae. Bases 29 to 1471 code for a protein of 480 amino acids. The record is from RefSeq and is a predicted model, not a curated record. The transcript is spliced from 4 exons.
ACUCCCUAACCAUAGCUCAAAACGAACCAUGGAUCACUUCUACCUCUCCCUCCUCCUCCUCUUCGUCUCUUUCGUCACCCUCUCCCUCUUCUUCAUCACCUACCGGCACAUCGCCCACUUUGCCGGUGCCAACCUCCCGCCGGGCAAGGCCGGGCUCCCUUUCAUCGGGGAGACCCUGGAGUUCCUGUCCUCCGGGUGGAAGGGCCACCCCGAGAAGUUCAUCUUCGACCGCAUCGCCCGCUACUCCUCCGAGAUCUUCAAGACCUCCCUACUCGCCGAGCCAACCGCCGUCCUCUGCGGCGCCGCCGGCAACAAGUUCCUCUUCUCCAACGAGAACAAGCUCGUCACCGCAUGGUGGCCCGACUCCAUCAACAAGGUCUUUCCUUCCUCCACCCAGACCUCCUCCAAGGAGGAGGCGAAGAAGAUGAGGAAGAUGCUCCCCAACUUCAUGAAGCCCGAGGCACUCCAAAGGUACAUCGGAAUAAUGGACCAUAUCGCCCAGCGGCACUUCGCCAUGGGGUGGGAGGGCAAGGUUGAGAUCGUCGUGUUCCCUCUCGCCAAGAGGUACACCUUCUGGCUGGCCUGCCGCUUGUUCAUGAGCGUCGAGGACCCGGACCACGUUGCCAAGUUCGCCGACCCGUUCAACGUCCUGGCCUCCGGGAUGUUCUCGGUGCCGAUCGACCUGCCAGGGACACCGCUGAACCGCGCGAAGCACGCUUCCAACUUCAUCAGGAAGGAACUGAGGGCGAUUAUCAAGCAGAGGAAGAUCGAUCUGGCCGAGGGGAAGGCCUCGGCGACGCAGGACAUACUGUCACACAUGCUCUUGGCGACGGACGAAGACGGUAAGCACAUGAAGGAGCUCGACAUCGCCGACAAGAUCCUAGGGUUGUUGGUCGGCGGGCACGACACGGCGAGCGCUGCUUGCACUUUCAUCGUCAAGUAUCUCGCUGAGCUUCCUGAAGUCUACGAUGGAGUUUACAACGAGCAAAUGGAGAUCGCAAAAUCGAAAGCUCCAGGCGAGCUGUUGAACUGGGACGACCUUCAGAAGAUGCGGUAUUCGUGGAAUGUGGCUUGUGAAGUCAUGAGGCUCGCCCCUCCUCUCCAAGGCGCAUUCAGGGAAGCCAUCAACGACUUCGUCUUCAAUGGCUUCUCCAUUCCAAAGGGGUGGAAGUUAUACUGGAGCGCACACUCAACACAUAGGAAUGCAGCGUACUUCCCAGAGCCAGAGAAGUUCGACCCAUCAAGAUUCGAUGGGAAGGGGCCCGCUCCGUACACGUACGUACCAUUCGGGGGAGGUCCUAGAAUGUGCCCAGGGAAAGAGUACGCUCGCCUGGAAAUACUCGUGUUCAUGCACAACCUGGUCAAGAGGUUCAAGUGGGAGAAGCUGCUCGCCGACGAGAAGAUUGUCGUCGACCCGAUGCCUAUGCCCGCGAAGGGGCUCCCCGUCCGGCUUCACCCUCACAAAGCUUAAGGAGAAAACAAAAAUGGGGCCACCUUAGUAUAUGUCGAUCCCUUUAUUAUCUACUAAUUGUGCUAGUAAUGUCUUGUGCUUUGUGUGCAAUGCGAUGCAAAUUAACUG